AUGGCUUCUGUUCAACUGACGGGCACAUCAUUCGUCGCCGGCAGGAGGGCCGCGGCGGCGCCACUGGCCCAGAGCGAGGGUCUGCGGCCCGCUGUCUUCCGUGUCUCCACUUUGUCAGGGUCCCGUGGGGUGGGCUUCGCCCGGAGAUCCUUCCAGGGACUCGUCGUGAAGGCGGCUACGGUCGUCGCUCCCAUGGUACUACUGAAUUUAUGUUGAUAAUUUAGGCAUUUCCAUUCGUGAGGAUUUUGGCAUCGGUGUUGGGAAAGUAGAUUGACUGGGAGCUAUGCUGUCUCUGUUCCUGUCGUGAUGCCAUUCUUCUGAUUUGUGCGGGCUCCUUUUAUUUUUCAGUCUUCUUUUUGGCAACUAGAGGAUGUUUCCAUGCAUGCGCUGUGCGGAUUCGCAUGUCGCUUUGCCGUAUCAAAUGUGUGUCUCUCGUUGGUCUUGAUGCAUCGGAGUGUGUUUCAGACGCUUUACGAUUGCGAAUUAACUUAUAACUGUAAUUCAUGCCGAUCGAGCACGUGGUUGAAGCCAGUUAGUUUCAUGAUAAUCCUCUUUCUUAGAGGAGAUUCAUUUCCAAGACUGCAACUUCUUAAUGUUUUCUGUCAGUGAAGCGGAAUGCGCUGGCGCUCAUCACGCAUUUGUUUCCAGAUUCAACUCGUAAUUGCUGUUUGGAAAUCUACAAGCGCUACAUAAAUCUGACUUCACGAAGCCUUUUUUUAUUGGUGUUUUUAAAAUUUGUGAUCUCCUUCCGAAUUGCCUGGGUUGAAUCGUGUUCAUGGGAUAUUAGGCCUGGAGUUUUAUGUAUGCUUGUUUAUUUAUUACGUGAUUUUGUCGUAGUCUGAGACACUCUUCUUCGUAACUUGCUGGUUUCUUGAAGUAUACUACUGUGACGCCGUUGGGGGAUAGGCUGCUCGUCAAGAUCAAGAGCUCUGAAGAAAAGACGGUCGGCGGCAUUCUGCUUCCAUCGUCAGCUCAGUCUAAGCCCCAGAGUGGUGAAGUUGUUGCCGUCGGCGAUGGCAGAAGUUUUGGGAAGAACAAAGUGGACAUAAGCGUCGAGGUAAAUCAUUUUAUUUUCAUUUCCUUUUUUAUUCCUCUGUAAUCCGCUUUCUCUCUUUUCACCAUCAACUCAGUUGGCUUAGAACCUGGGCAUGCUCCCCCGGGACCUCGGGCUUAAGAUUUCCAAGGAAUUUCCAAUGAACAUGUUAGACUGAAAGCUGCACGAUAUGCUCGAUCUCCCCAUCUUUUAGAAAGUCUGUAAAGUUCUUGUCCUGCAUGAUCCCCCUGGGUCUGUUAUUCCAGAGAAUAUGCAUGUAUAUACUUAUGAGAAAAUCCGUGAAAAUAAAUUAAAUCCUCCAUUUGGAGGCAGAUUGAACAAUUGAUGAUCUACUGAUUAUCCAUUUCAUCUAUUAUGCUUCCCUCUUGGCUCCAAACAGCUGAGGGUGAAUUUUUUUUCUGGCUUUCUAUGGGAAAAAUGUUUAUACUCUAAUUUUAUUUAUUUCCAUGGGUGAUGUACAUGCCAUGAGCAGAUGAUGAUAUGAAUAUGCGCUGAGAUUUCAUCUCUGAAGUCUUAACAAAAUCGAGCUUUUUAAAACUGAUGCUCAUGCGCCAUGUCUCAUUUAUGUGCAUAGUAUCUAUCUAUGAUCGCUUUUCUGUUCGUAAUAGGAUUUCUUCGUGGGGAUGUAAAGAAGUAUGUGAGCAUGAGAGUGUACGAUUCUGCUGCUGUGUCCUCCUAUCCUUGGUGUUCUUGAAAGUUUUUUCCUUUCCUUGGUAGAUCGGAAGCCAGGUCGUCUACUCCAAGUAUGCAGGGACCGAGAUUGACUUCAGCGGUUCUAAGCAUCUUAUCCUGAAAGAGGAUGAUCUUGUGGGCAUUCUCAACACAGACGAUGUCAAGGACCUCAAGCCUCUCAAUGACCGAGUUCUGAUCAAGGUUCGGAUUCUCUUCUUGCCUUUGUUUAGAUUUCCAGCGCAAGAAUGAUUUCCUUCUGCAUUUUUCUUCUCACUAAGAUUCCCGCUACCCCAUCCCCUUCUCUCUCUCUCUCUCUCUCUCUCUCUCUCUCUCUCUCUCUCUCUUACUCUGCGUAUUCUGCGUUUUUCCUUCCCUUAUCUCUCUCUUCUACGGGUUCACCUGGCGAGAUGAACGCAUUGGCUGCCAGGUAUCAGAAGCUGAGGAGAAAACCGCUGGUGGGUUGCUCUUAACGGACGCAACCAAGGAGAAGCCCUCUACUGGGACGGUAAGCUCUCUCUCUCUCUCGCUCUAGCUAUCUAUCUAUCUAUCUAGGCUUUUUAUGAAAUGGGUUGUUCCCUCGUUGAUGGCUAUUUCCAUGGGCGGUCAGGUGAUCGCAGUUGGGCCGGGGCUUCUGGACGAGGAGGGGAAGAGGAAGCCGUUGACGGUCUCGAGCGGGGGGACCGUGCUCUACUCCAAGUACGCCGGAAGCGAGUUCAAGGGGCCCGACGGCACCGAGUACAUCGUCCUCAGAGCAUCUGACAUCAUGGCCGUCCUCUCGUAG
Messenger RNA from Spirodela intermedia, 2507 nucleotides. NCBI's taxonomy places the organism in Eukaryota, Viridiplantae, Streptophyta, Magnoliopsida, Alismatales, Araceae. The record is from the annotation of a GenBank genome assembly.